AAUUUCGCGGGAAAGUCGCAGAGAAGACAACAGGCGCUGCUGCAGCUGCUCGGGAUUCCAGUUUAUUUAUAGUUAUUUUUAUUGGUUUUAACUGAAUUUAUCGGUUAUUUAGGGGUAUAUUUUAUUAAUAUGGCUCAAGCCCGAGUCACCGAUUUCUUUUCCCACAGUAAGAGAGCGGCAGCGGGCGGGCAGAAGGGGCGGAAGGCGAGGGCCGCGGGGCCGCUGCAGCAGGACGCCGGGACCAGGCGGAGGGAGACCCGGCAGACCCGCGGCAAGGUUCCCGCUGAAGCGCUCAGCGGCGUUCAGGAGGAGUUCCUGCGGGUUAUCGCCGAGGCCGUGUCCGCUGAUCCGGUGUGUGAGCGCCUGGAGCCCGCAGCGGCCGAGAGCGGGAAGACCCAGCCGGAGUUCCAGAAGCCUGAGGCCGUGACCCCCCGCACCCCGAAGAGGAGCUCCGACGAGGCCGAGUUUGAUCUGAGCUCUGCGGUGUUCAGCUCCGCCACGGAGCAGCACAGCACCGCCAAGAAGCGCCUGCGGACCGCGGGGAAGGAACCGAGCGGAGCCGCAGCUGCAGCUCCAGCGGCCGAGCAGAGGAAGAGCACGGCCAGGAAGAAGCUGGAGCUCACUAAAGUGGAAAAGACUCCAGACGUGGCCUUGGCUGGCGCUGACUCCCAGCCUCGAUCCCGGUCCGUCCAUAAAGAGUCCAAGGAUGUGGUUAAUAAGGGUACCAGCAGCUCCUCUUUAAACAAAAUCAGUGCAACCAGCAGCCCAACCAAGGCCAAGCAGGGCUCCAGGACCAAGAAAACCUUCUCCAGAGAGGACGUAGCGGCGCUGAAAUCUCGUCUGCAGAAGCUGAAGGGUCAGUCUGAGAACGUGACCUCGCCCACGCCGGCCCCGGUGUCCACACUCGCCGAGCUUAAAGCCAGACUCGACAGCGCCAGAGAGCUCUCAGCCAAAGUUCAGCAGAGGAAAGCCGAGAGAGUCGCCGAGGAGGUCAAGAACAGUGAGGAGCAGGAGCAAACUCAGCCCAAAGCUGAGGAAGGAGAAAAGCUUCCUGCCUACCAGCGCUUCCACACUCUAGCUCAGGACGUUCCUCCUGGCCUCACUCUGCCCUACAAGUACAAGCUUCUGGCUGAGAUGUUCCGCAGCAUGGACACCAUCGUCGGCAUGCUCUUCAACCGCUCGGAAACCGUGACCUUCGCCAAGGUCAAACAGGGGGUCCAGGACAUGAUGCACAAGCGUUUUGAGGAGGCUCACAUCGGUCAGAUUAAGACGGUGUACCCAUCUGCCUACACCUUCCGCCAGGAGAAGAACAUCCCCAACUUCAGCACCACCGCCAAGAAAUCUGCAUACCAGCUCACAGUGGAGCCCGUCAUAGAAGAAGAAACGAAUGGAGUCCGGCCAGUGUUGUCUGCUACUCGUCUGCUGGACAGGAGGCGCAUGUUCCAUCAGAACCUGGUGGAAAUUGUGAAAGGACACCAUAAGGUCUUUCUAGCUGGACUGAAUCCUCCUGUGGAAGUUCCGGAUGACAAGAUAACCCGCUGGCACCCCAGGUUCAGUGUGGAUGAAGUCCCGAAUAUUCAGCCCGGUGAUUUACCUCAGCCUCCGCAAACCGAGAAACUGACCACUGCUCAGGAAGUUCUGGACCGAGCUCGUGCCCUCAUGACCCCCAAGAUGGAGAAAGCUUUGGCUAAUAUGGCAUUAAAAACAGCAGAGGCGUCCUGUGCAAAAGAGCCUGAACCCCCAGCGAAACCUGUGGAGACCCCUGCACAAACACCCAGUGCUCUGAAAGGGGUUUCUCAGUCCCUGCUGGAAAGGAUCAGAGCUAAAGAGGCUCAGAAACUGCAGGUGGCGAUGACCCGGAACCCCGAGCAGGAAGAGCGUCUGGGGAUGAUGUCCCGCCUACCAGAGUUAGCCAGAAUCCUGAGAAACGUGUUCGUGGCCGAGAAGAAACCGGCCCUCAUCAUGGAGAUCGCUUGCAAUCGCGUGGUCGCCAGCUAUCGCUCCUCUCUCAGCUCAGGGGAGAUGGAGAAACAUCUGCGUCUGCUGGCCGAGCUGGCACCUGAGUGGCUCACGAUCCAUCCAAUCAGAAAAGAUUUCUACCUCAAGCUGAACAAGAACACCAACAUGAACCUGGUUCUGGAGAAGCUGAGUCAGAAGGUUAAAGAGGAGGAGCGAGGCUGAGCGCUGACUGCCGGACUGUGGACUGUGUGCUGAACCGUGUGCAAUAGUUACGGAGGAUUACUCUGGUUUUACUCUUUGGACUGGACUGGCCACAGUGUGGCUCCGCCCCCAAGUUCAGCUGCUGCUGAAACUCUGAGCUAAAAGAGCUUUAAAGGAAAAUGAUCUGUGACUUGAAUUAACUUUUUAUUUUAGUUUUUUUUGUUGUUUUUUAAUUAAUGUGAACUGAGUAGCGUUUUAAUUCAGCAGCUGCAUAUAAAGAGUUAGCACUGCUUAUGGAGAGGUUGUGUUUAUUACCGUUUUGAACUGAUAAAACUGAACUGGAACAAUGAAAAAAGUUCAUUAGAAGGUUUUGCUUGAAUGUUUAAUAAACAAGCUGUUUCAAACGGA
Messenger RNA from Astyanax mexicanus (Mexican tetra), 2568 nucleotides. RefSeq names its product chromatin licensing and DNA replication factor 1 (gene cdt1). Gene Ontology annotation, cellular component: nucleus. NCBI's taxonomy places the organism in Eukaryota, Metazoa, Chordata, Actinopteri, Characiformes, Acestrorhamphidae. Gene Ontology annotation, molecular function: DNA polymerase binding; DNA binding. The record is from RefSeq and is a predicted model, not a curated record. The coding region runs from base 130 to 2181 and encodes 683 amino acids. Gene Ontology annotation, biological process: mitotic cell cycle; regulation of DNA-templated DNA replication initiation; DNA replication checkpoint signaling. The transcript has 10 exons.